AUGGUCUAUUGUCUCACUAGGACUGAUGAGACUUACGUCAAGGCGGACUUCCGGCAGCUUCCGGGGCUGUUCUACACUGCCCAGCAUAAGUUUGCUGUUUCGGAGGAAGUGAGGAAGCAGAAACUUUCACAGUUUGCCAAGAAAUGCUUGAUUUGGCAAGCGAUCUGCUCAUGUGGUAAAAAGAGUUGGCCGUUCGUGACAACCGGGACUGUUAACGGUGAGAUCUACGUCAAGGAGUGUUCGACAGAAAUCAUUUUUCAAAAUAGUGGAUCAAAUAGUGGGCUUCUUUCAAUUAUAGGCCCUCUGUUUCAUACUAAAAUUCUAACCGAACGUUUGUCUUUUCGUGGGUAUGUAUAUGUUUUCCAGUGGACCAGUCCCCGAUGGAUCGAGUUCUACGACAACUGCAAGGAGGCAAUCGAAACGUUUGACGUAUUGGUUGCCCGGGUGCAUGAUAUCUACUCGAAUCGCAUACUACAUGUGUUAACCUCAAUGCAGGACAUUCAACUGCAGUCCCUGCCGAAUGAUGACGAGAUGUGGACCGUCGAUGAGUUUCUGGAGUAUACUGAAGAUACUUGCCGCCAGGCGGCGAACGAGCUGAACCGUAAGAGUCAAAUGGUAGAGGAAGCGGUCGAGGAGGUGUUGGACCUUGUGCACCGAGCUUCCCAGAUAUUCAAACGCAUGGUUGGUGCAGAGAACGACUUCUUUGUAGACGAAGAAAAGAAACCGUCCGAGAAGUCAUCGCCAACUCCAGAGGCGGAGAAUAAUGAAGGCAAUGGGCAGCAGCAGGACUGGAGUAUACUUUGGUCGUGCUUUGAAAAUCCAUUGCAACUGUUGUCUCACCAUGGAGGCGGACUGCCCAAAGGCAUGCAGGACAUGGUAUUCAACGCCGUCUCGGAGAUGCGACGCUACUACAGUCGCAAAGUGAUUGAUGUCCUCAUACGAGUCACCCGAACUUCGCUGGACUGUCUGAGGCGACGGUUCAUCGAGAUAGAAGGUGAAGAUCUUCCUAGGAGACCUAUUUUCAUUUUGCAAUCGCUGCUGAUGAUACCAAACGUGACAAUUCGACCGAACCUAGAGGAGCUGCAGGAAGCAUUGUCGAUCGCUGGUAAGCAAAUUACCGGUGUAUCGAAAGGCGUUGCCCAGUGGAAUACCGGCAAAGAAGCCGAGGAAAAACCAAGACCUUCGGCCGCUGCUCUUGCAUCUGCCGCUACGGCCGCCAAGUUGGCGAAAGCCAAUGCGGCUGCGCUCGAUGACAGAUCCCGUCGUCGCAAGAUGUAUCGCCUGCAGUCGGAGGAGAAGCCUAGGAUGGUGCACAUGACGAAAAGUUUCUACAGCUAUGUGAUGGAUAAUAAAGAAGUGGUCAAGACGCUAUCUCUUCUGUCGAGCUGCAUCCGAAACUUGAAACCUGAAUUGCAUUUAUUUGUCGACAAGUGGGAGCCCUAUCACUUUCUGUGGAAAAACGAUAAGACGGUUCGUCAGCUGCUGGAAAACUCGCUACUGGAAUUCGAAUGUACCUUACGUCGAUUGGUGGAUUUGGAUAGUAAUCUUUUGAUUGAACCGGAUAUGCAGUUUUUUGGACAGAGCAUUGCUUUAUCGACCGAAAAGCUCAAGUUUGGAUUAGCAAUUGAGAUAAAAUCUUGUACUCAUAAGCUUGGACAAGCCAUGAAGAAGAAAUAUAAACGCGAAAUGGAUUACGUUUACGCGGUAAUCAACGAGAUGGACCGUAAAUUGGAUCGUCAAAUUCGAGAUUUGGACGACGUGCGAACUAUCAUGGAUACCUUGAGUAAAAUCCGCGAACAGGAGGUCGACAUGGAGCUGAAGAUUGAACCGAUCGAGGACGCUUUCAACAUGAUGCACAAGUACGAAAUUCAAGUCGAUCGAGAGCAAAUGGAUCAGGUCGAUAAUCUGCGCUACACUUGGGUUCGUCUGCAGUCACGUGCCAAAGAGGUACACUGCAAGCUGCUCGAGAUGCAGCCAGAUUUCCAAAGCGACCUGCGUGCGAAUCUGGAGAAAUUCAAACAGGACAAGAUCGAGUACGUUGCCGAGUAUCGGGUGUCUGGUCCGAUGCAGACGGGGUUGACACCUCGCGAAGCGUCCGACAAGUUGUUGCUCUUCCAAAAUCGAUUCGACGGAAUGUGGAGGAAGCUCCAGACUUAUCAGAGUGGCGAGGAAUUGUUUGGUUUGCCUCAAUCAGACUAUCCUGAACUUGGCCAGAUCAAGAAGGAGCUGAACUUGCUACAGAAGUUGUACAAGCUUUACAACGAUGUCAUUGAUCGGGUCAGCAGCUACUAUGAUAUUCCUUGGAGUGAUGUCGACAUCGAAGAGAUCAACAACGAAUUGAUGGAGUUCCAGAAUCGUUGCCGUAAGCUACCAAAGGGCCUCAAGGAGUGGCCCGCCUUUUACGCCCUCAAACGAACAAUUGAUGACUUCAAUGACAUGUGUCCAUUGCUUGAGCUGAUGGCAAAUCGAGCGAUGAAACCACGUCAUUGGCAGAGAAUCAUGGAGGUUACAAAGUAUACCUUCGAGUUUGAUAGCGAAGGCUUUACGCUGAAGCACAUUCUGGAAGCACCCUUGUUGAAGCACAAGGAGGACAUCGAAGACAUCUGUAUAUCGGCGAUGAAGGAAAAGGAUAUCGAGGCCAAACUAAAGCAAGUCACAAACGAAUGGUCGGCACAUGAGCUGAGCUUCAUGACGUUCAAUAACCGAGGCGAACUACUGUUGCGAGGUGACACUACCGCAGAAACCAUAGGGCAACUUGAGGAUAGCUUGAUGGUGCUUAGCUCGUUACUUUCCAAUCGCUACAAUGCACCAUUCCGUAAACAGAUUCAGCAAUGGGUUUACGAUUUGUCAAACUCGAAUGACAUUCUCGAGCGCUGGCUACUGGUGCAGAACAUGUGGGUCUAUCUGGAAGCCGUAUUUGUCGGUGGCGAUAUUGCCAAGCAAUUGCCGAAGGAAGCGAAACGCUUCUCGAAAAUAGAUAAAUCAUGGCAAAAGAUCAUGCAACGUGCCCACGAAACGCCUGGCGUGGUUGCCUGCUGUGUGGGAGAUGAUUUACUGAAGCAGCUGCUUCCACAUCUACAGGAACAGUUGGAAUUGUGUCAGAAAUCUUUGAGUGGAUACUUGGAGAAAAAACGCAUGAUGUUCCCUAGAUUCUUCUUCGUGUCUGACCCUGCAUUGUUGGAAAUUUUGGGCCAAGCGUCCGACUCACACACUAUACAGAACCACCUGUUGUCGAUUUUCGACAACACAAGAUACGUCAAAUUCCAUGAAAUAGAGUACAACAAGAUGAUGGCCAUUACUUCCUCGGAAGGCGAGCAGAUUCCGCUGGAUCGAGCAAUUCGAGCAGAAGGUUCAGUCGAAACGUGGCUAACGUCGCUGCUGCAAUCGAUGCAGCAAUCGCUCCACUCCAUAAUUCGCCAAGCCUAUGCUUUGAUGAACGAUCCCAACUUCACACUGUUAUCAUUCCUGGAGAAACUUCCCGCACAGGUUGGAUUACUGGGCAUUCAAAUGAUAUGGACAAGGGAUGCCGAAACAGCACUAAUGCAAGCUCGACACGAGAAAAAGGUUAUGUCCGAGACAAACAAUAAAUUUCUAGAGCUGUUGAAUACCUUGAUUGAUCAGACGACAAGGGAUCUUACCAAGAUCGAGAGGACUAAAUUCGAAACCCUAAUUACCAUUCACGUGCACCAGCGGGAUAUAUUCGACAUUUUGUGCCGGAUGAACAUUCGUUCGGCGAAUGAUUUCGAGUGGUUGAAGCAGUGCAGGUUUUAUUUUAAGGAAGACAUUGACAAAACCUGGAUCAAUAUUACCGAUGUUACCUUUGUUUAUCAGAAUGAGUAUUUGGGUUGCACCGAUCGGCUGGUGAUUACACCGUUAACUGACAGGUGUUACAUUACGCUGGCUCAGGCACUAGCGCUGAGCAUGGGGGGCAGUCCCUGUGGUCCAGCAGGAACUGGAAAAACUGAAACCGUGAAAGAUAUGGGGAAAACAUUAGCUAAGUACGUGGUUGUAUUCAAUUGCUCAGAUCAAAUGGAUUAUCGAGGCUUGGGACGAAUUUAUAAAGGGUUAGCACAGUCUGGCUCGUGGGGAUGUUUCGACGAGUUCAACCGGAUCGAGCUUCCCGUGCUGUCGGUAGCUGCCCAACAGGUGGCAGUCAUUUUAACUGCAAGAAAAGAGAAAAAGAAGCGUUUCCUAUUUACCGAUGGAGAUGACAUUGAAAUGAAUAUGGAGUUUGGAGUGUUUAUUACUAUGAACCCCGGAUACGCCGGCCGUAAGGAACUGCCAGAGAACUUGAAAAUCCAAUUCCGAACCGUCGCAAUGAUGGUACCGGAUAGACAGAUCAUUAUCCGGGUGAAGCUGGCUUCCUGCGGGUUCCUUGAGAAUAUAACAUUAGCGAGAAAAUUCUACACUCUUUACAAACUUUGCGAGGAACAAUUAACAAAGCAAGUCCACUACGAUUUCGGUCUUAGAAAUAUUUUGUCAGUUUUGAGAACGCUGGGAGCGGCAAAGAGAGUAAACACGAAAGACAGUGAGAGCACUAUCGUGAUGCGAGUGCUCCGUGACAUGAACCUGUCCAAGUUGAUCGAUGAGGAUGAACCGUUGUUUAUGUCGCUGGUGUCGGAUCUGUUUCCGAAUCAGACGCUGGAAAAAACUAGCUAUGGAGAACUGGAAGCUGCAAUCGCAAACCAAGUUGAACAAGCUGGUUUAAUCUAUCACCCGCCGUGGGUUUUGAAACUCAUUCAGCUAUAUGAAACACAACAGGUUCGUCACGGAAUUAUGACGCUUGGACCACCCGGGGCCGGGAAGACUUGCUGCAUUAGAAUUCUGAUGAAAUCUUUGACCGAUAUUGGACUAACGCAUAAGGAGAUGCGAAUGAACCCGAAAGCCAUAACGGCGUCCCAAAUGUUCGGUCGGCUGGACGUAGCUACUAACGAUUGGACCGAUGGUAUCUUCUCUGCUCUCUGGAGGAAGACAUUGAAGGCGAAGAAAGGCGAAUUCACGUGGCUAGUUCUGGAUGGACCAGUCGACAGCAUUUGGAUUGAAAACCUGAACUCGGUGUUGGAUGACAACAAGACGCUAACACUCGCAAACGGGGAUCGUCUCUCGAUGGCACCGACCUGCAAGAUAAUAUUCGAACCCCAUAAUAUUGAUAAUGCUUCACCGGCGACAGUUUCACGCAACGGAAUGGUUUACAUGAGUUCGUCAGGGUUGGACUGGAAACCAAUACUGCAAGCAUGGUUGAAAACGCGCAGCGCCCAGGAGAAGAAAGUUUUCAACGAUUUGUUUGAGGGAUCGUUUCUCAAAAUCUACACUUGGGUUACGCAGAACCUGCUGCUGAUGAUGGAAGUGCUGCAGUGUAAUAUCAUUCAGCAGAUGAUCUACCUGCUGGACGGCUUGGUUCCGGUGCUUGGUGAAAGCGAACAGGAAGCUGCCCUCUCAACAACCGGAAGCCUUGAUGAUGAUAUGGGUGAUGACGAGGUGGUGAAAGUAAAGGAUGAGGCUUGUACGCCGGAGCACUUGCAUCGUUUGUACAUCUUUGCUUUGGCGUGGGGUAUCGGAGCGUACCUCAACUCAGCGGACCGUCUCAAGUUGGACGCACAUAUCAAAAAACACUAUCGCAAUCUGGAUU
Messenger RNA from Wyeomyia smithii (pitcher-plant mosquito), 5629 nucleotides. Its product is annotated as dynein axonemal heavy chain 5-like. Gene Ontology annotation, cellular component: dynein complex. The annotation marks the transcript as partial. Gene Ontology annotation, biological process: microtubule-based movement. Gene Ontology annotation, molecular function: minus-end-directed microtubule motor activity; ATP binding; dynein light intermediate chain binding. The transcript has 6 exons. Lineage: Eukaryota; Metazoa; Arthropoda; Insecta; Diptera; Culicidae. The record is from RefSeq and is a predicted model, not a curated record.